Messenger RNA from Pomacea canaliculata, 2661 nucleotides. RefSeq names its product lysosomal-associated transmembrane protein 4B-like. Gene Ontology annotation, cellular component: lysosomal membrane. The record is from RefSeq and is a predicted model, not a curated record. NCBI's taxonomy places the organism in Eukaryota, Metazoa, Mollusca, Gastropoda, Architaenioglossa, Ampullariidae. The coding region runs from base 118 to 891 and encodes 257 amino acids. The transcript has 7 exons.
AUAUAGAAUCCGGAAGUUCCGCCAUAAGAGCUGUUGACGCUUCUUGGGGGAAAAGAAGCAAAACAUUGACUACAUUCGGUACAAGGGAGCAACAUACACAGCAUUGAAGACAGCAAUAUGGCCAAAUUUGGCGUGAUGAAUGUUCGCGACAAAAACGCGUAUAAAUGCUGUUUUUGCUGCCAUGUUAAAACAGGAACGAUACUGUAUGGGCUGUUCUGUCUGUUGAUGAACAUUGUUGCACUCGGGGUAGUUAUUCUGCUGUCUAUUCGUCCCGACAUACUUCGCAUCAGCCAAGUGCACAUGUCAAUCACAGGUCCUAACAAUGAUGGAAUUUACUUGGAUGAUGCACAUUCUGGCUUCAGAGCAUCUCAGGAACUGGAUCAGAGAAAAGCUUAUAAAGAGGACCUUUGCAUGGCUUAUGCUAUGACUUUCGUUUCCCUGAUGUCAGUAGUUGCCUUACUGUAUGGUGUUAUCAAGACUCGUCCAAGCUUUAUGAUCCCCUUCUUCUGCCUGCAUGUGUUCCUGUUCUGUCUGAGUUGUUUGAGCUUGGUCAGCUACUUUACCUAUGCUCCACACUUCAAUAUCAAGCUGUGGAUUGAAGACUCAGGCCUGAACAAGCUGCCUGGCAUGGAACAUGUGAUGGAAAUAGACAGUGACUACCUGAUGUUUAUUGUCAUUACAACACUUAUCCUUGCACUUUGUCUUAAGGCUUACCUGAUUGGCAUGAUCUGGGCAUGCUAUAAAUACGUCCAGCAGGCUGUGAUUGCACGCAGCAUGACUCGCGAGUACCAAGUUGAUCCAGACACUGAGAUGCUGUUGCCCCCUAGAUAUGAGGAUGCUAUCAAGAUUGAAGGUGCCACACAGCCUUCACCACCUCCAUAUACCCAGUAAACAUCCAUGCAGCACUUCUGUUAGCAGUACCCUUUGGCAAAAGAACACCAUCAGUCCAGUAAAUGGUUGAAAGCAAAAUGAGCUGCUUCUUGUAGGUUCUAGACUCAGUUUUAAAUUGGCUUUUGAUGAACACAUCCCUGUCAUCAAACAGUAAUUUUUUUUUGUUUUUGUUUUGUGUAGAUACAAAACGCUGGCUAGGCCAUCUUGCAUUUAUACACAUGCAAGCAAGAAUGCUGUAAAAUGCUAAAGGGUUUGCUUCUGUGAGUGAGAAAACAGGCAUGAUGCGAUCGAUUUUCUGUUUCUAUUUAAAGUUGUAACCAGCCUUUUUUUUUUUUGUCUCUAGGUACAUAUUUUUAUUUCUUUGUUCCUAACUCAGUAGUGUGCAUUCUGACAGGCAUUUCAAGUUGAUAUUUUGCCAUGAUGUGUCCAAGCCUUUCCAAAUUUUUUUGUCCUGAUUAAAAACUGUUAACUUUAGAUAGAGCAGAUUAAUGACAGAUUUUAAUCUUUUUGGGUAUUGCACACAAACACAAAUAUAUAUCUGUGCUUGACAGACAUCCUUAAACUUAACUUGUUUUUAAUUUAUCUUUGAAUAUAAAAUUGUUUGGAGACAGCAGAUAUAUUCUGAAAUCAUAUGGCAUGAAGCUGUGUGGUGUCAAAUAGACCUGAAGGAUACAGACCUUAUUUAAUAGAAAAUUCAGGCAGCUGUGUUUUCAUCCUGGUUUGCACUGUGCUUUACAUCAGUACUUUUAUUGUAUUAGAGCAUUUUCCAGUACAGUUCAUUUCCUUACUUCCCUACUCGUUUUUGUGGCUUGGUGAACUUCAGUUUCUUGUGUCAGCAGAUAUAGCAGUACUUCACAUAUCAACCUGGUGGUGUCUGCUUCUCCAGUUUUUAUUUUAAUGCAAUAAUAAAAAUGCUAUGUUCUCCAUGUUGUUAUACAAAUUUGAUUGUAAAUUUUGUUUGUUUAAAAGUAGUAUGGUAGUAAUAUCUAAGUUAGACUGAUUCAAACUUGAAAGGAUAUUUAAGAGAUAUGUUUAAAUUGCACCACGUUUGUGCUUCAUUCAGAUGGCAAACAGUUUUUAAGUCCUCAGUAAAGCUGUUUUUAAUUUGUGCAUUUCAUAACAAGAAAAAUACUAAGAACAGCUUUGUCUGCAGCACUGCGUGACAUCUUUCUUUAGUUCAGCACAAGUCAUACAUAUAAUAGUGUAAAUAUAUUGUGCUUCUUUGCGAAUUUGUUUUUUAUCGAGAUGAACUCUUUGAUGCUUACAAAGAGAAUUUUAUUUCUACAUUUUAAGUUUUAAUUAAUCUUGAGUUCUUUAGGUAUGAAUAGUACAUAGACUUUCUCAUUGCCAUAACGGAGAGUUAAUUCCUGGCACCAAAAGAAGAAAAAAGGGAAUUUGUUUAUUGCGUUUUCACUCAUUUUUCUCUUUGUUUUAGAUUCUUAAUAGUGUUCAUCAUAUUCAAGAUUGCCUUAAGUCUUGCUGAGUAAAUUAUACUGGCAUCACUGUGAUUUUGUUCAAUAAUUGUUUAUCAGUAAAAUAAAUUAAUUUAUAAUUUAGUAUUACAUAUGCUUCUGUAGCAGAUUUUGUGCUUUCCACUUCAGACAUGUUUUAGAUUGGAAAUAUACUGUACAAUGUUGUUUUUUGUCAUAAACAGUGAUAAGGCUUUUUGAAAAUUGUGGUAUCCUGACAGGUUUCUUUUGCAAACAGUGGUUUAUUGUUUCAGGGUCACAUUUUGGUAGGGUCUAAUAAAUUGUGGCUUUUGUGGAAAAA